This is a messenger RNA of Pistacia vera, 483 nucleotides long. RefSeq lists its product as uncharacterized. Bases 1 to 483 code for a protein of 160 amino acids. The record is from RefSeq and is a predicted model, not a curated record. The transcript has a single exon. Lineage: Eukaryota; Viridiplantae; Streptophyta; Magnoliopsida; Sapindales; Anacardiaceae.
AUGGACACGGCUGAAGAAGAAUCAGCGGCCGUUAUGGGAGAAACAUCCAACUCUCUCCUCCGCAACACGCGCUGCUGUUUUUCUUUCCCGUGUUUCAACUCUCGUCAUUCCUCCAGCGCCGGAUUAUCCUGGUGGGAGCGAAUCCAAUUACAGAACCACUGGUGGACCCCGGCGGUUACUGCCUUUCAAAGAGUGCGAGAGUGGUCAGAGAUCGUGGCCGGGCCUAGGUGGAAGACUUUCAUCCGGAGAUUCAACAGAAACAGAAGUAAUAACAGCAGUUCACAUCAUGCUCCUGGAAAAUUCCAGUAUGACCCUUUGAGUUAUUCACUCAACUUCGAAGAGCACUGUAAUUUCGACCACGACGAUGAUUUCAGCGGCUUCCGGGAUUUCUCGUCGCGGUACGCUUCGAGUAAAUCGCCAGCGGCGGCGGCGGCCACGACUGUAGUGGAUGUUAGAGGGAAGGAUGUGGCGGCGUUGGCGUGA